AUGCUAAACAGCAACCCUCUAAAACGUAUUUACAGCAAUGAGGAUCCGGCUACAUAUUUGCACUACAAUGGAACCAGAACAACUCCUGACUUACUCUUGGCUUCAAGUGACAUCAGUGAGCAUGCACGCCGCAAAAUAAUUGGCGAUCCUGGUUCUGGUCACAAACCAGUCAUUGCUAGUAUUAACACCAGCGGCAAAAGCAUGACAAGGAAAGUGCCAACUAAGCUAUCAUGGAACUUCAAGAAGGCUGACUGGUCUAGAUUCACAAACCUUUUGGAGAAUGAACUUCACAAAAGUCUCCUCAACUUUAACCAACAUCCUGACAAACUUUGCACUGAUAUCACGAAUAUUAUGAUCAGAUUUUGCCAUUUGAAAUAA
Rodentolepis nana is the source of this 378-nucleotide messenger RNA. The record is from the annotation of a GenBank genome assembly. Lineage: Eukaryota; Metazoa; Platyhelminthes; Cestoda; Cyclophyllidea; Hymenolepididae.